AAGUUUGCCAUUGUUUUUUGGCUUCAGCGUCACUUUGUCAACACAGCUCAAGCUUCUAAUAAGAUGGUGCACAGUUAGGGUGCUGACAUAUUUAAAAUUGUAUCUACUAUAGAUGCAGCAGCACUGACAGUGUUGCUGAUAAGUCAAUUCCUGACAAUCAGAGUGUGUCUUCAACAAAGAAAAGGAAAAUAAUGGACAUAGAAACUGCAGAAAUAACUUUGGUAACUGAAUCAGUGGAUGAAAGCAAACCUGAAAACACGAUACAAGGAAACCUUAACUUAGAACUAGCUGACAGCAUUGUUGCAGACAGUUUGGAGACGAAGCAUGACUCUUCAAGUAACUGUGAUUUAGAACCACUAGAAUGUAAAAAACAGCUGGUGAGCAAAGUGGAAAAUGUUGCUGAAAGUCUAGACGUCAACGAAAACAGCGAAAUGGUCAUGGGCGAAGCAUAUGGUUGUCAAGGGAAAGAAGAGAAAGCAGAUGAACAAAGCAGGUUAUCCUCGCUCCUUGUAAGACAUGCCUGUCGAUCGUCACAAGGGGACACUCCACUAACAGAUCAAGAUAACGGUCAUGAGCGGCAGGCCGUAUCACAAUCACUUCACUCAGCUACACAAAGUGAUCACCAAGAUGCAGCUGAGCUGUCAAACGACUUACAUGUUCCUCAAGGGUUUCUGUGUUCAAAGAUCCCCAGAAAGCUGAGCAGCAAGUGUCUGUAUGAGGAUGAAGACGCACAUUUACCAAGUAACUUGGUGGUAGUUGACCACAUGUCACUUGUAGUUCGCACAGUUACUACCACUCCCACGUUAGAAAAAACACCACACAGUACUACAACCAAGAACUUUAAGAAAUUUAAGAAGCAAACCUACCCAGAUUGCCUAACCUAAGAACUGACUGGAGGAAGCAAACAACUCAGGAAAUCACUCUGGGGCUAGCUGGCCCCUAAGUUUUCAGAUUUGGUCGCCAGCACAAGUAUUUUAGUCCAGGAUUUUCAAAAGAAGUGUGCCACUGCCAGAGCUCUGCCACCUACUUGACUACAUAUAGCUGGUUACUCCGGCUUUAGCAAUCAGCUUGUGCCAAACAAGCUUAGCAUUUUGUUUUAGCGAUAAAUCUUUAGGAUGGCAUAAUAACUUCACACUCAAUUUUGCAACAAUUUUAUUGUUUUUGCAAUAGGAAUUGGUGCAGCUUGUUUUAUUUGGGCUGCCAGUGAGGCAAUAUUGUCCACCUCUUUUCAACGCUCUCAUGUUCUCCAUGAUGUUACUGCGUUACUGCAAACCUUUCUAUGUCACAGCCUUGUAAUAUGAUCAUUUUGGCUGCGCGGUAAAAUGAACCACUUUUUAGCGCGAUGAACAAAACUUCAGCACUCGAAAAAGGCGACUUUGCAAUGUUUCCAAUCCUUUAAUGUCUUUCCCCAGUAUUGCAUUGCGCAUCCUUAUUGCGCAUAAUUUAUGGCGUCAUUAGCACGCGUUCGUGCA
Orbicella faveolata is the source of this 1472-nucleotide messenger RNA. RefSeq names its product nibrin-like. Gene Ontology annotation, molecular function: damaged DNA binding; protein binding. Lineage: Eukaryota; Metazoa; Cnidaria; Anthozoa; Scleractinia; Merulinidae. Gene Ontology annotation, biological process: double-strand break repair via homologous recombination; mitotic G2 DNA damage checkpoint signaling. The record is from RefSeq and is a predicted model, not a curated record. Gene Ontology annotation, cellular component: Mre11 complex.